Molecule: messenger RNA, 1762 nt
Organism: Papaver somniferum (opium poppy)
Lineage: Eukaryota; Viridiplantae; Streptophyta; Magnoliopsida; Ranunculales; Papaveraceae
Product: FBD-associated F-box protein At5g44490-like
Exons: 5
Coding region: 520-1623 (367 amino acids)
Molecular function (GO): protein binding
Source: RefSeq, a predicted model, not a curated record
AGAAACCAGCCGGAAAACCAUCCGGUCCCGAUAAGCUCCAAAGUGCCAUACUAUUAACAGUAUCAAUGAUUUCAUUAAUAGAAGGGAUGGCAGUCAAGGAGGAAUUAAUUUCAUCAGAAAUAAUAGGCUUAACAAACCUUAAAGCUUCCUCUAUAUUACUAUUAUCAGGGUUGGAAGAUAAUCUAAUGUCAAUGGUAUAGAAAGAUGGUGUGCCAGUGUUGGGUCUGGUGGAUGACUUUUUUUUUUAACGGAGCAAUGUAAGAAAAACCGUGAAUUACACGAAGGUUUCCGGCAUCCAGUCCCUUCCUCAACUCUAAAGUCUCGUUCACUAACGGCGAUGGCUGAGAAAGGAUAAUCCUAAUUGUUAAGGUCUAGUAUUCAUAUUAUUCUUGUUACUCUCUUUUGGAUUUGGUCAUCUAGUUUUGAGAAACAAGAAGUCUACCAAGUGUCGUCGAUAAAUAAGAGACGGGAAGUAAUCACUUAGAAACAUUAAAGCGUUGUCUACAUUCUUAUUAAGACAUGGAAAUUAGAAACGAAGAUAGGUUAAGUAAGUUACCUAAUGCUCUAAUCCAACGCGUCCUCUCUUUCCAUCCAUUUAAAGAUGUUGUCUCCACCGGCAUUUUAUCUAAAAGAUGGAGGAAAGUUUGGGUUUCUACUAAUGUCUUUGAUUUUCGUGGAUGGUGGCGUAAUUAUUUGGAUAAGGCAGAGGGUUCUUGCGAUCAUGAAAUGGAUCCAAAUGACUAUUUAAUGGCAGCUAAAGUAUUUUUGGGUUUUGUUAAUAGAGUGUUGACUGUUCAUGAUGACAAUAGUGAUAUGCCAGCUUUACAGAAAUGUUAUCUCGAAAUUGACCAAAUACUCUUUCAUAGAGAUACAGUCAAAGCACUGGUCUCUACCAUAGAAAGGCGUCAAGUUGAGAAGUUGAUUUUCGAUAAUAUGAUGUUACUGAAUGUGAUUAUUCUGAUGAUGAUUGUGACGAGGAUGAGGAAAGCAUUUAUGAAUAUUCACUUAAGAAGCUGUAUCUUCCUCACUGUUUUUUCACUUGUGAAUCACCGACAAGAUUUCUUUUGCAACUGCCCUACUCUUGAAGACUUGAGUUUGGACACUUGUACUUGGAAGGUGGAAAUGGAUGCAGGCAAGUUGUUUUACUGUACUCCCAAAUUGAAGAUAUUAAGAUUGUCUGAUUUCAUUUAUGAGGGUCUCUGCUUUGCUAAUGUUCUUGGAACCAGUUCUGUGGCGAAAUUUAAUAGCUUGGCACAUUUGGUUUUAGCGCAAUUGAGUUAUUUGAAUAUCCGUAAGCUGUUUGAUUUUCUUCACAACUCGCCUAAUCUUGAAUCCCUCGUCUUCGAUAAUCGUAUCUGCAACAAUACGACUGAUGAUCUUAUGACUGAUGCGGUCCCUCAGUGUAUGUUGCUACACAUGAAGUCAGUUGAAUUCAACAACUACUAUGGGUCAUCAUCUGAGACAUGCGUGCUGGAAUACUUUUUAAAGAAUGCACUGGUUCUGCAGAAGAUGACUACUCGGCUUUGGAUAUCACACUUACCAGAAGAUUUAAAAAACAAAGCUAUGGAGAAAUUACUAGGAUUUCCAAGAGUCUCCAAGUGUUGUAUUGUUGAGCUGUUGUAAAACAUCUCCUAAAUUUUCAUUUUGUCGUUUAAGCUGUUGAACUUAUGUCAACGCCCCAAAACUUGCAUUACUUUUACUUUUAGCAGGGAAAGUGAAACAGAAGGAAAGAUAUGGUUUAAAUGAAAAUUUUGUUUCUGCA